AUGCAUUUUUCCACAACACUUCUCUUCCUCUCAGCGGCAAUCUCACUGCCAUGCCGAACAAAGUACUUCUUCUUCUUCUUCUUCUUCAACGACUACCGCCCCACAAACAACAACUUCAUCAACAACACUUGCCUCACCAACUUCGACGCCAAUGAGUUACUCUUCAUCAACACCCGCUGUAAGCUCCACAUACUACACAUCCAGCGCGCCGAUACCAACCAUAUUACCCUCCUCAACCUAUACACCUACCACGACGAUACCGUGGCCAUCAUUCUCACCGUCAUGGAUCCCUUCCACGGGACUCCCAUUUCCGAGACCCACGGAACCGACUGA
Talaromyces amestolkiae is the source of this 333-nucleotide messenger RNA. RefSeq lists its product as uncharacterized. The record is from RefSeq and is a predicted model, not a curated record. The transcript is spliced from 2 exons. NCBI's taxonomy places the organism in Eukaryota, Fungi, Ascomycota, Eurotiomycetes, Eurotiales, Trichocomaceae. Bases 1 to 333 code for a protein of 110 amino acids.